Molecule: messenger RNA, 2904 nt
Organism: Cotesia glomerata
Lineage: Eukaryota; Metazoa; Arthropoda; Insecta; Hymenoptera; Braconidae
Exons: 6
Coding region: 1-2904 (967 amino acids)
Source: RefSeq, a predicted model, not a curated record
AUGCAACAUGAUGCAGUCUUGGGUGAUGAGGAAUUUAUUUUCGAAGAAAUUGAGAAACGCCUUACUAGACGUAACAGCGUCAUACUAUUCAACUGUCCUGAAUCUGUGCACGCGGAUAUUGAGUCCAGAUCCAUAGCGGACUCAGCUCUUGUCAACAAAUUCUGUUCUGCUCUUGAUAUUGAUGUGCCCUCUUCGCAGUUCCGUGUCGAACUUCUUAAGGGCCAAGAAGGCCAGGCAACUUCCUCCGGAUCUCAAUCUGGACAACGUGAUAAUAACGCACGAUCGAACUUGGAGACAACAACAACAGCACAAACACACUCGGGAAGAACUUCAGCGUCGUAUUGCGGAUGGGGAGAACAAUCUUCGACUAGUGACGAGGCGUGGCAGGACGAUCAUCUCCAGCAAGCCUCCUCCUCGUCAGGGACAGGAAUAGAGCGCUCUUCAAUUUUGAAUACUUCGUGUGAUCAACGUGAGGCAUUCAGGGGAUCAGGUGGUGGCGUAUUAAUUGCCUGCAAUACUUCUGUGCAAGUCCAGUGUAAUAAUCUAGAUCAAAUAAUUGAACAGUUCCCUCAAAUUGAUGUUGUUAGUGUUACUGUUGGCUUGAAUCCUGCAAUUGAUAUUAUAGCACUCUACGUGCCGCCUGAUCUGCACAUUCAAGCCUACUCGGACUUCCUAGAUGCCUUAUCAACCCACCGCACUGUUGAUGCAAGGGAGCUGGUGGUUAUCGGUGACUUUAAUUCACCUCACUUCUAUUCUUAUGUCAAUAAUGGAUAUGUAUGUGCCAAGGCUGAGAUAAUACACUCUUUUUCGUGUUUCCUUAACUUAAUUCAAUAUAAUAAUGUGCUAAACUCAAUGGGUAGACUAUUAGACUUAGUAUUUGGCACCAUAGAAUGCGCUACUAUGAUUAAUAAUGAACCUCUUCUCAAACUUGACCCUUAUCAUCCAGUACUGUCAAUAUCAUUACAAACCAUUAUUAACCGUGGUAAAAAUAUUACUAAAGUCCCAGUUAGUAGAUACAAUUUUCAUAAAUACGAUAAAGGUUCACUUAUGGAUGCUCUUGGCAGUGUAAGCUGGGACUUAAUGAAUAAUCUACUUCCGGAGGAUAUAUGCAGAGCUUUCUAUCAGCUUAUAGAAUCAGCCUUUGAUAGGUCCCUACCAAAGACUGGUGCAUGUUCUAAACAGGACAAUUCUAAUUAUCCACCGUGGUUCACUUGGGACAUCAUUUGUGACUGUAAACUCAAAGAAACAUUUAGACAGAAAUUAUUAAAGCAUCCCUCUUCGUAUUAUAAAAGUCAAUAUGAUGCCCUUAGAGGUUCACUGAAGUUAAGGAUUAAAUAUGCCCAUAGAAAAUACCAAACCGAAGCUGAAAAUAGUCUAGCAAAUAAUCCUAAGAAUUUUUGGAGGUUCAUUAAGAAUAGUAAAAGGCAGAGUCAGUACCCUACUAGUUUUUGUAUUAAUAAUGUCACCAAUUCUGACCCGCAAUCUAUUGCUAAUGAGUUUGCCUUGCAUUUCAGUAGCGUUUUCAUUCCUUUUGACAACUCGGCUGAUCUCUCUAAUAUCAACACAAUCAGCGACUAUUUGGGUGGCAUAAUUUUUCCAAACAAAGCCACCAUUUUAAAGUACAUCAAACGGCUUCCUAACAAAAUGUCGGCGGGAAUAGAUGGCAUUCCAUGUCUCAUAGUUAAGGAUGCUGCUGCCUGCUUUGUCAAACCAUUGACUCAGUUAAUAAAAUGCUCUAUCAAACAUGGGAUAUUCCCAUCAUCAUGGAAAAACGCCAAAGUCUGCCCUAUACAUAAGGCUGAUGACCCAACUUCAGUCACUAAUUAUAGACCCAUCUCAAUAAUCUCUGUGUUUGCAAAGGUGUUUGAGAUGUAUGUCUAUGAUCAGCUGUUGCGGUAUGUCAGUGUAGCAAUUAGUAAUGCUCAACAUGGUUUCUUCUGCCGUCGUUCUACAGUUGAUGUUAUUCAAACAGACUUUGCUAAGGCGUUUGACAAGGUAGACACGGUUAUCCUUAUACAUAGACUUCGCGACCUUGGAUUACCCUCUUACUUACUUACACUAAUGAUGUCAUAUCUCACCAAUAGGCUCAACUAUGUCAUAUUUAAUGGAUUCCGAUCAGUACCCUUCAGUUCAACCUCCGGUGUACCUCAAGGUUCUAACUUGGGUCCAUUGUUAUUCCUAAUAUUUAUAAAUCCUCUCGAGAGUGUAAUAUCAUGUCCCUUUGAAUUAUUCGCUGAUGACGCUAAAUAUUAUACCCGCAUACGAUCGUGGACGGAUUGCCUUGAAUUACAAAGUAACGUAGAUGUUAUAGCAGCUUGGUGGAGGCUAAAUAAGCUUCAGCUUAACGAACGUAAAUGUGUGGUUAUUUCGUUUAGUAAAUCGAGUGCUGAUAUCCAAUAUCCCUACUCUAUCAAUGGUAUUGCUCUUAAUUACGUAUCUUCUUGUAGGGAUCUUGGGGUAAUAUUUGACAAUAACUUUGCAUUUACGAAUCACUAUUCUACCAUAGCUGCGUCAGCUCUCAGGACCCUAGGCUUUGUGAUAAGAGCAACAAAAAACUUUAGAAAUUUAGAAGCAGUUAAAAUGUUAUACUCCGCGCUUGUUCGUCCUAAACUGGAAUAUGCAUCUAUUAUUUGGUCACCGACCUACAAAAAGUACGCACAUUCAAUUGAGAAAAUUCAGCGGAAGUUUUUAAAGUAUUUGAUGUACAAAAUGACAGGGAAUUACCCUGCUCGCGGAGCUGAGUACUUGGAUAUAUGUCGCAGUGCUAAUAUCAUCAAUAAUAUUGAUAAUAAUAGUAGUAUUGAUAAUAAUGAUACGGGUAUUGAUCUCUUUGACUUUAACCAGCUGCUAACCACUAGCUCCAUUGCAUCUAUUCUCAUAGACAUGCGUAAUAAUAAUUGUUGA